Plasmodium inui San Antonio 1 is the source of this 375-nucleotide messenger RNA. RefSeq lists its product as hypothetical. Bases 1 to 375 code for a protein of 124 amino acids. The record is from RefSeq and is a predicted model, not a curated record. Gene Ontology annotation, molecular function: calcium ion binding. The transcript has 3 exons. Lineage: Eukaryota; Apicomplexa; Aconoidasida; Haemosporida; Plasmodiidae.
AUGAGACUGCCAUCUUUGAAGCUAAUUUUUAUUCCUGUCUUGUUUGCAACAUUUUGGAACAAGUUGAAAUCUCAGAAGAACAAGGCAACUCAACCGUUAAAUGAGAUGCCGACUAAUAUGUCCGAAGAGGAGAAGGAAGAAAUAUAUGAAGAGUUUGUGGAAUAUGAUUUGAACAGAGAUGGACUAAUCGACGCAGAAGAAAUUAUCUCAGUUCUGAAGAAUAUGAAAAAACCAGACUUUAUAAAAUUUUUCACCAGAGUAGACUCAGACUCCUCAGGAACGAGUAAGACGGCGGGGGUUAUGUUUUACGUGUAUGGGAAUGUUUGCCUUUUGCAGAAAUGCGCUCCUGCCUUAUCAUAUAAGCAUCUUAUGUAA